AGGAAAAAGUUCAAACAAUUUAAAAUAAUUUAUGGUCCAAACUUUUUCUCAUAAGUUACAACCCUAUAUAUACACACACAAACGCACGUAAUACUACCACGAUUACAAUCUAAAACAAAUUGUAUCACCAAGAAAAAGAAAAAUGAAGGCAUGGGGAUUAAUUUUGCUAGUUUUUCUGCUAAAUAUCCAAGAAAAACCAGUAAAAGCAGAGGAUGGAUUCAUCACAACAAAAGGGGUACAAUUUUGGUUAAAUGGGAUCCCAUUUUACUCAAAUGGAUUCAAUGCAUAUUGGUUAAUGUAUGAGGGUUCUGAUCCUUCUCAAAGACACAAAGUUUCAGGUGUUUUUCAACAAGCUUCAAAUCAUGGCCUCUCUAUUGUUAGAACUUGGGCUUUUAGCGACGCCGGUUAUCGACCGCUUCAAUACUCCCCUGGUUCUUACAAUCAACAAAUGUUCCAAGGUUUAGAUUUUGUGUUGGCUGAAGCAAAGAAGUAUGGGAUUAAGGUGGUGUUAAGCUUGGUGAACAAUUAUGAUGAAUAUGGAGGGAAGAAACAGUAUGUGGAGUGGGCUAAGAGCAAAGGACAGUCUUUGUCAUCUAAGGAUGACUUCUUCACUAAUCCUGUUGUUAAGGGAUUCUACAAAAAUCAUAUUAAGACUGUAUUAACAAGAGUAAAUAGCAUUACUGGAGUUGCUUACAAAGAUGAUACAACAAUUAUGGCUUGGGAGCUUAUGAAUGAGCCAAGAUGUCCUUCUGAUCCUUCUGGAAAAGUACUUCAGGAUUGGAUCAGUGAGAUGGCUUCCUAUCUAAAAUCAAUAGAUGCAAACCAUCUUCUUGAAGUUGGACUAGAGGGUUUCUAUGGAGAUGACAAGAAGCAAUACAAUCCAAACACCGGCAAAGAAGGAACAAACUUCAUUGCUAAUAAUCAGGUUCCUGGUGUGGAUUUUGCUACAGUCCAUUCAUACCCGGAUCAAUGGCUCAAUGGUUCUACUGGUGAAGCACAACUCUCCUUCCACCAGCAGUGGGUGCAGCAACAUAUUAUGGACUCACUAAACAUCCUUAAGAAGCCAGUCAUAUUUGCAGAGUUUGGUAAAUCAUAUAAAGUCUCAGGCUACACCCCAUCUGACAGGAACCAACUCUACAAUAUCACCUACGCUUCCAUCUAUUCAUCGGCCAGCAGAGGCGGACCUGCAGCUGGUGGGUUAUUCUGGCAUCUCUUAACUAAGGGAAUGGAUAAUUUCCGAGAUGGGUAUGAAAUAGUUUUCGAAGAAGAAUCAUACAUAGCAGGUAUAAUAUCUGAACAAUCACAGAAACUUUCUGGGCUAAGGAAGAAGUAUGCUCAGCUCAGAGAUACCGAGAAGAACAAAUACUAGAAUUAGUGGAUGUACACAAUUUUAAAACCCUUUGCUGCAAUUUCGGGAUUUUAUUAGCCUCUUAUACCAUGAUUAUCUAAGUUUAUAUACACAUGAGGUAAGCUCGUGGUUUAUGUUA
Messenger RNA from Chenopodium quinoa (quinoa), 1487 nucleotides. RefSeq names its product mannan endo-1,4-beta-mannosidase 7-like. Gene Ontology annotation, molecular function: hydrolase activity, hydrolyzing O-glycosyl compounds. The transcript is spliced from 5 exons. Lineage: Eukaryota; Viridiplantae; Streptophyta; Magnoliopsida; Caryophyllales; Amaranthaceae. The coding region runs from base 143 to 1369 and encodes 408 amino acids. The record is from RefSeq and is a predicted model, not a curated record.